GCCGCGCGCCAGCCGCGCCGAGAGCCGCGCCGCCCCGCCGCCAGCAGGGACGCCCGCCCGCCCGCCGCCCGGCCGCUAUGGAUCUAUUCGACUUUUUCCGGGACUGGGACUUGGAGCAGCAGUGUCACUACGAACAAGACCGUAGCGCACUUAAAAAAAGGGAAUGGGAGCGGAGGAAUCAAGAAGUCCAGCAAGAAGACGAUCUCUUUUCUUCAGGCUUUGAUCUUUUUGGGGAGCCCUACAAGACAAACAAAGGCGAUGCACUUGCCAACCGAGUCCAGAACACGCUGGGAAACUAUGACGAAAUGAAGGAUUUGCUAACUAACCAUUCUAAUCAGAAUCAUCUCGUGGGGAUCCCAAAGAAUUCCGUGGCCCAGACUCCCAUCAACAAAAGCGAAUCAAGUUUUUUUCCGGAACAAAAGAACCGAAUGAUCCCUCCUCACCAGGACGGCGCUCACCCCCCGGCACCAAUGCCUCCGCCUUCAGUCGUGAUACUGAACUCGACUCUGAUACACGGCAACAGGAAAGCAAAACCCGACUGGCCACGAGAUAGCCACAGUGCGAGCGUCACGCCAGCCAGCCAGGCCAGCGGGCAGCCGAACACGGUGCAAACGUCCACGCAGGACCAGCCCCAGGCCAGACUGGAAGACUUCUUCGUCUACCCGGCCGAACAGCCUCAAGUUGGCACAGUGGAAGAACCAAACCCAUCUGCCAAGGGAGAGGGUAAUGUCAAGCCCAGUGGAGGGGAUGCGUUCAAAGAGAUCUUUCAGUCGAGCUCACCGGAAGAACCUGAAUUUACGGUGCCCGCGCCCGGGUCCCCCCUCCUGGCCUCCUCGCUCUUAGCUCCCAGCAGUGGCCUUUCGGUUCAGAACUUCCCUCCGGGGCUAUGCUGCAAAACGAGCAUGGGGCAGCAAAAGCCAACGGCCUAUGUCAGACCCAUGGACGGCCAGGACCAGGCACCGGACAUCUCCCCGACGCUGAAACCUUCCAUCGAAUUUGAGAACAGCUUUGGGAAUCUGUCUUUCGGAUCACUCUUGGAUGGAAAACCCAGUGCAGCCAGUUCAAAGACUAAACUGCCCAAGUUCACGAUUCUGCAAACAAGUGAAGUAAGCCUUCCCAGUGAUCCAAGCUGUGUUGAAGAAAUCUUGCGGGAAUCCCAACACCUGACCCCAGGAUUCACCUUACAAAAGUGGAGCGACCCAACUGGCAGAGCUUCUACAAAGAUGCUUGAGGAUGACCUGAAGCUGAGCAGCGAUGAAGAUGACCUUGAGCCUGUGAAGACCUUGGCCACGCACUGCACUGCCACUGAGCUCUACCAGGCUGUUGAAAAGGCAAAACCUAAGAAUAAUCCUGUGAACCCACUCCUGGCCACUGCUCCGCCCCCAUCUGCAGUGCCAGCCAGCGGAGGGUCUGGCAGCUCCAGUGACUCAGAGAGCAGCUCUGAGUCCGACUCAGACACCGAAAGCAGCACCACCGACAGUGAAGCCAAUGAGGCGCCUCGCGUGGCCACGCCAGAGCCCGAGCCUCCCUCAACCAACAAGUGGCAGUUAGACAAAUGGCUUAACAAGGUCACAUCCCAGAACAAGUCGUUUAUUUGUGGCCAAAAUGAAACACCCAUAGAGACCGUUUCUGUGCCUCCUCCCAUCAUCCAGCCGAUGGAAGUCCAGAUCAAAGUGAAGACAAACCCCAGCCAGGUCCUGGCUGAACCCAAAGAAAGGCCUCUCCUCGGUCUCAUUAGGGAGAAAGCGCGUCCUCGGCCCACCCAGAAAACUCCAGAAACAAAGGCGUUGAAGCAUAAGUUGUCAACAUCUGUUGACACAGCUUCUCAGAGGACAAUUGGGAAAAAACAGCCCAAAAAGGUUGAGAAGAACGCCAACACCGACGAGUUUACCUGGCCCAAACCAAAUAUCACCAGCAGCACUCCCAAAGAAAAGGAAGGUGUGGAGCUUCCUGAGCCGCCGAGAAGCCGCAGCAAAGCCACAGCCCACAAGCCAGUCCCUAGGAAAGAGCCCAGGCCUAACAUCCCCUUGGCUGCUGAGAAGAAGAAAUACAGAGGCCCUGGCAAGACCGUACCCAAGUCCCGGGAAUUCAUUGAAACGGAUUCAUCGACGUCCGAUUCCAACACGGAUCAGGAAGAGACCCUACAGAUCAAAGUCCUGCCUCCUUGCAUUGCUCCUGGGGGUAACACGGUCAAGUCCAAGGAGACCUGUGGUGCCAGCCUGACCCUCAGCACCCUAAUCAGCAACAGCAGCAGCAACUUACCCGCCAGCAAUGAGGAGCCCACGUUUUCACCCAUCCCUGUCAUGCAAACUGACCUCCUGUCCCCUCUACGAGAUCAUGAGAAUCUGAAAAAUCUCUGGGUGAAGAUUGACCUUGACUUACUAUCUAGAGUACCUGGCCACAACUCACUGCAAGCAGCUGCAGCCAAGCCAGACCACAAGGACAAGGAGACUGCCUCAAAACCCAAGCGCCAGACUGCGGCCACAGCUGCGGAGAAGCCCACCCCCAAGGGCAAGCGUAAGCACAAGCCCACAGACGUGGCAGAGAAAAUCCCGGAGAAGAAGCAGCGCCUAGAGGAGGCCUCAGCUGUCUGCCUGCUCCCCCCUUGCAUCUCCCCAGCCCCACCUCAGAAGCCUCCCAGCACUAAAGAAAACAGUUCAUCCAGGAGAGCAAACAGAAGAAAAGAGGAAAAACUGUUCCCUCCUCCACUUUCCCCACUGCCAGAGGACCCUCCACGCCGCAGAAAUGUCAGUGGGAAUAAUGCCCCCUUCACUUCAGACAAGAACAUCCCAAUUAUUGGACAGAUCAUCUCCACCAAACCUAAAAGGAGUGAAGGGAAAUUCUGUGCUACUUUCAAAGGGAUCUCCGUGAAUGAGGGUGACACUCCAAAAAAGGCGGCCUCUGCCACCAUCACUGUCACCAGCACUGCUAUUGCCACGGCCACUGUCACUGCUACUGCCAUUGUCACUGCCACUGUCACCGCCACCGCCACCGCCACUGCCACCACCACAACCACCACCACUACCAUUUCCACCAUCACUUCCACCAUCACUACCGGCCUCAUGGAUAGCAGUCACCUGGAGAUGACGUCCUGGGCAGCCCUGCCCCUGCUGUCCAGCAGCACCGCCAAUGUCCGAAGACCCAAGCUCACUUUUGACGAUUCGGUUCACAAUGCUGAUUAUUACAUGCAAGAGGCUAAGAAGCUAAAGCACAAGGCUGAUGCACUGUUCGAGAAAUUUGGCAAAGCUGUGAAUUACGCCGACGCGGCCCUGUCCUUCACCGAAUGCGGCAACGCGAUGGAGCGGGACCCUCUGGAGGCCAAGUCCCCGUACACCAUGUACUCUGAGACCGUGGAGCUGCUCAGGUAUGCAAUGAGGCUGAAGAACUUCGCCAGUCCCUUGGCCUCAGACGGGGACAAGAAGCUGGCAGUGCUGUGCUACCGGUGUUUGUCGCUGCUCUACCUGCGGAUGUUUAAGCUGAAGAAAGACCAUGCCAUGAAGUACUCCAGGUCACUGAUGGAAUAUUUUAAGCAAAAUGCUUCCAAAGUCGCUCAGAUACCAUCUCCAUGGGUAGGCAAUGGAAAGAACACUCCGUCCCCAGUGUCCCUCAACAACGUCUCUCCCAUCAACGCAAUGGGGAACUGUAACAACGGCCCAGUCACCAUCCCCCAGCGCAUCCACCACAUGGCCGCCAGCCACGUCAACAUCACCAGCAACGUGUUACGGGGCUAUGAACACUGGGACAUGGCUGACAAACUGACGAGAGAGAACAAAGAAUUCUUCGGCGAUCUGGACACGCUGAUGGGGCCUCUGACCCAGCACAGCAGCAUGACCAACCUUGUCCGCUACGUUCGCCAGGGACUGUGCUGGCUGCGCAUCGAUGCCCAUUUGUUGUAGUGGGCGCUCCCCCACCUCUAGCAUUGCCGCCCAUCGCCUACCUCUGCCAGAAGCACCCCCGGUCGCUGGUGGAACGCCUCUCAUUUGGGAAAGUUCUCUUUGAUUAUGUUUGUUUUAAUAUGCUUCUUUUGAUAUCUGUGAAAAACAGAAGUCAUUGUAAGUGGACACUACAACUUGAGAGCAGUGUAUGUUUUAUUACUUAGUCAUUUUUCACUAUUUUAUAUGCAUCUGUCAGAUCCCACCAUCCUUUUGUGCUUGAUGGAAUGACCCAGUCCCUACAGUCUUGUUUAAGUCCACACUACCCAAAACACAGGAUGGAAAGCACUUGUGAUGAUAACAGGUUCUAGAAAUGAAAUGGUCAUAUAUGUGUACAUGUGUAUAUCUACAUAUAUAUAUAUUUCAUUUCAUUAUCUAGAUAUGAACUUAGACACAAAGGACCUACCUGCAAAGAUUCAAAUUUUCAGCAAUAGCCAUUCCUCAAACUGGUGUCCAGAAAACAACGUGUUUCAGAAUCCAUUGUUAAACUUUUGUGGUUCCCACAGACUCAAUCUUCAGGUGAGAAUUUCCAUUGUCAAAACCCAGCAGUUAGAGGGCAUCGCAAAACCAUAACAUCCGGGGUGUUGAGGAGAUAAAUGAGCACGGCAGGCCACGCUUCUGCUGCCGCUGUGACCACGCCCUAGGGGCUUGUUUGGGGUCAGCAGCCCUCUCCUGAAUCCCUAUUUUUUUUAAAUUUUUAUGGUGCGCAGGAGGGGUGACGUUCAUGUUGACAACUUCAUGACAUCCAGCGGCAUGAGUAUUUUUGAACUCCGACAUUUGAAGGGUAAAUCCUCACCUGGAUUCUCUUUGUGUGAAGCUCUCCUUCUGAGGGGCAAUUGACUGGGUUUCCGCCCUAGUGGCCAAAAUGCUGUAGUUCAGUUUUUAGCGAGGAGAGCAAGGAGAGGUCUGGAGAACGCCCAAGGACGUGGCACCUUGGCCACUUUUGCAGCCGGUAGGUUGGUCCAUAACUGGCGGGAUUUUUUUUUAAAUUGUAUUUUGUUCAAAUCUCCAGAAACAAAGGUCAGGUGCUCACUACCUAGAAGAAUCUACAGUUUGCUUCCCAGUGGCUUUAAAAUUCUGACUGCCCUAAUUAUUGUCCACAUUUCCUAUUUUAUGGGCUCUUUUUUUUGUUCUUCCUUUUUCUUUUGUCUUUCUUUUCUUUCACUUUUUUUUUUCUUUUGGUUCAUUAGCUUUUGACUGAAAUGCAAUCACUGAUUUUAUUCAAUGUCUAUAUUAACAUAAAUCAUUUCCAUGAAAGUUCCAAAGAAAACUCCAAACUCUCCAAGAAGUAGCUAGCCUUUUAACAAAGAAAACAAGUCUUGGGGUAAUGUUCCACCCUAGGGUGCUUGGAAGGAGCCCUGAAGAUUGGGAACAGGUCACCUAAUUUCCACAUCAGUUGCAACUAUCCCCACCCCUUAUGGUCCUCUGUGUUCACUUUAUGUCUCUAAACAUCACAAUGUAAAUAUCAUCUUUGGUGUUCCAGGAGAACCCCCAUGUGUAGUCAACACUAGCCAUACAUUAGUUCUUUGUAAUUACCUGCCGGUAUAUAAUUCCACGUAGCCUUUAAUCUGCUGAGUUACUGAAUUCUGUUCACUGAAUUACGACCAGAUAAAUAAUAGUUACAUACCUAUGAAAGAUGCAAACUUGUAUGAUUUUAGAAGCAAGUCAUGCAAGUCAGAGACAAGAACAGCAAGGGAUCACGCUGCACUCUUUAUUGUCAUGGUUAGAUGUAGCCCCGGUUGCAAAAGAGCGAGACCUGAGCUCCACUCUGGUCAUCCUUGAGCUGAGGGCCCUUUGUUAUAGAAUAAGGCUGUGGAAGUUGUGCUCCAGUGGCUGAGGCUGCGUUCAGAUGGCCGCUGGGGGCGUCCUGGCCGCUGGCGCCAGCACAUUUCAUGUCCCCAGUGCACGUGAGCUUCACAUGCGCAGCCUCAACGCCAACACACACACACGUGUAGAGACACGCACAUACAAAUGAAACCUGAGGCGUGUUCUGAGCCUCUUCAGUGAGGACUAUGACAACAGGAAAGACUCAACACCCAAGGUGGGUGUCACAUAGAAAAAUGAAGCUGAUGGCUUUGUAGUGACUCAAGUUCUCCGUUCAUUCCCACGGCUUACCAGGUAGAGCGCCUGGUUUUUACUAUAUAAUGAAGCCCACUGGCUUGACUUGUAAGUUCAACCUAGACCACAUCCUAGACCAUCAUGGAUUUAGGAGUAGAUUCUUCUUGAAAUUCAGUCUUCAGAAACUAGACAUUAGAAUGGUAGAGGCAGUUUCCCAGGAAACGUGCAUGUGGCCCAGUGAAGGAAGGACUUCCAGGGGCUCUAGUUGCCGCAAGUUGUUCUAUCUACUUUGCAUACAACAGGGGGCAGCAGAGAAUCCUGCUGCUUGAUGUCGCCUCUGGUGGCUGAGUGUACAGUGUGCGCCAAGUCAGCAGCACAAGGAUCAAAUCUGACAGUUGAGCGCAGGAUCACCACCUGAUUGUUUAGCAUACUCAGUUUUAAAGCAGCUUAGAAACCGAUUCAUCUUGGAGGAUGAGUUGCCUUCUUCUCCCUGGAGCUGGGACAUCGUUCGGCUUCAUGAGGACCGUUGCUGGUGUCCAGGCACCAUGUCCAUCACGCUGUAAAUGGUGACGCAUGUCAUCGCUGUGCUGCUAUUUGAGGGGUUGAUUUUGUCAAGUGAAUCACUUCAGAGCCCCAGUUCGUGGGAGGGAUAUAAGACAUGUGGCUGGCAGCGAGAGACCCGUGCCUGGGGCCUUGACGGAGGCGGGGUGGGACCCAUCUCAAUGAGCACACGGUGGCAGGAGAGCAGGCAGGGGCCUGGCAACGCCACCUGAGCAAGUCCACAGAGGAUCUCAGCCCUGCGGGGCCCAGGCAGGGCCACCACUAUGCCUUCCUUUGUCACCCAAGCUCCAACCACAGAGAGUUUGACAGGUUUGUGUUAGGGUGUUGGCUUGGCUUUGUAUUUUUAAGUAACUUUGGAUUUUUUAGUGGUUUUGUCAUAUUACUGUCUGAGUUUGGUAGGUAGGAUUAAUUUGAAAAGAGUAUACUAGUGUGGUCCUCGGGGUAGAAUUUAGCCGUGAGCAUGUUGUUAGCCAGCCUGUAGAUUGUUAAUUACUUAAUAAUCUCAUUGGGAAAAUACUAGUAGUUUUAUAUCUGGAUGACAUCAUUGGGAUAGCAGAUUAGCUGCUGCUAACUUUUAAAAGACUUGAGGUCGAGAUGCCUUUAUUCCAUGUAAUGACAUCACAAAGAUCUGGGCCUUCAGUCACGCACUGAGUGGCUAAAUUAGAAAAACCAUGGGCUAAAAUGCAUUUUGUUGAGUUUCCAAAUAGACGGCGUCUCACGCGGGCAUCGCAUCGCGAAGUGCGCUGGAAAGAUCCUUUUCCUCCCGCAUCUUUCCCAAAACUCUCCUUUUAUCCAAAUGUGCAUCCCGGAGGUUGAAGCUGGAGUGUGACGUCGGAAAGUAUUUUUGAAGGCAGAAUCGACUUAGCCGUGAGGGUGAAGACCUCACAGACUUCUCAACCGACAUGAUACACUCCACCUGCGUGAGCGGGCAGGCGGGAGACCCACCCUGGACUGCUGGGUAAGACUACUCGGUGAGGCAGUGACUUGCUCGCUUAGAGAAGCUUCACUCUCCCCGUUGAGAAAAUGUGUGGCGAGACGCUGUCGUUACACAGUUUCAAAUGAAGGGGUCGAUCCAGUGCCCCCAAGUCAAUUCUGUGGGGUGGCACUCGAGCCAGUUGUCAUGCUCUGCUACACGACUGGCAGACUCACUCCGUCGUCGUCGUCAUGGUCGUCCUCAUCUCCACUCGCACAGCCUUAUUCUCAUAAUUAAACGGAUUCAUGUUCUCUUUGGUGUUAGCAAACUCCAACAGAAAUGGCUUCUGUGUAUUGAUAAUCAGCAUUUAUCCUGGCAGGAGGCUAAUCGGAUAGGCUGGUCAGACAUUAGUCUGAUAUUUUCGGGGAAAGAAAAAGUAUUAAUUUCCUUCCAUGCUCCUCCUCACAGAUCUAGAAACACUCUUGACCAAAAACAUCCCAUUUUCCUCUGUAAUCCAUCGACUGAAAGAAAAUUGCAUUGUGGGG
Messenger RNA from Talpa occidentalis (Iberian mole), 8009 nucleotides. It is a transcript of the gene AFF2, whose product is annotated as ALF transcription elongation factor 2. Lineage: Eukaryota; Metazoa; Chordata; Mammalia; Eulipotyphla; Talpidae. The record is from RefSeq and is a predicted model, not a curated record. The coding region runs from base 78 to 3896 and encodes 1272 amino acids. Gene Ontology annotation, biological process: regulation of RNA splicing. Gene Ontology annotation, molecular function: G-quadruplex RNA binding. Gene Ontology annotation, cellular component: nuclear speck; nucleus. The transcript has 20 exons.